AUGAGCUUAGAGGUCAAGGUUGAAGUUUUUCACAAAGAAAGAAUUACACCUUCCUCUUCAACUCCUCACCACCUUAGAAAUUUCAGCAUCUCAAUUUUAGAUCAGUUUUCUCCUUCAAUUCAUUUCCCUCUCAUUCUGUUCUAUCCCAACGAUAGUGAUACUCAUGAGGUCAAUCAUAUCGAUCGCCCAUGUUUGGUUGUUGAAAGAACCAAGCUUCUGAAAAGAUCACUAUCUGAAACCCUAACUCGCUUCUACCCCUUUGCGGGAAGAAUCCAGGAUCAUGCUUCAGUCUGUUGCAAUGACGAGGGAGCUAUGUUUCUUGAAGCUCGGGUCAACUGUCCCAUAUCAAAGGCAUUGGACAAACCCGAUCUUGAUUUUGAAAAAGAGUUGAUUCCUAAUUUACAAUAUGCUGAAGGAGACUCCGGCCAGGAUAUUCUACUAGUCCAGGCCAACUUCUUUGAAUGUGGCGGGGUAGCAAUCGGAUUCCAGUUCAAACAUCUACCGUUUCUGAAGAUUGCUAAUGAAAGGUGUACAACAAGGAGAUUCUUGUUUGAAUCCUCGAAGAUUGAGUCACUGAAGUCCAAAGCUGCCAGUGCUGCGGUGCAAAAUCCCACGCGGGUAGAGGUCGUGUCAGCGCUUAUUUGGAACUGUGCGAUGAAAGCAUCAACCGCAUACUCACGUUCUGCAAGACCAUCAUCAUCGGCAUGGUUGCAAACUGUGAACAUGCGGAAAAUAUUGGCGCAACCAUCACCGGACAACUUGAUGGGGAACCUUUUGGGGUUCUUUCCAGCAAUAUCUAUGAAAGGGGAAAGUGAGGAUGGUCUUCAAGGCUUGGUUGCUGCAAUGAGGAAAGGGACAAAUGAACUGAAGGUGAAGUAUGGUGCUAAUGGUAUAGGUGUGGACGAUAUAAGUAGACUCCUGAAAGAGUAUGGAGAGCUGUUGCAAAAGGGUGAUAGAGAGUGCUAUUGUUCCACCAGUUGGUGUCGGUUGCCUAUUUAUGAAACUGAUUUUGGAUGGGGAAAGCCAUUGGUGAAUAGUCCUGCAAUGGUAGAAAUCAAGAAUUUGACUACCUUGAUGGAUACCAGUGAUGGCGUGGCAUAG
Fragaria vesca subsp. vesca is the source of this 1101-nucleotide messenger RNA. Its product is annotated as vinorine synthase-like. The record is from RefSeq and is a predicted model, not a curated record. The transcript has 2 exons. Lineage: Eukaryota; Viridiplantae; Streptophyta; Magnoliopsida; Rosales; Rosaceae. Bases 1 to 1101 code for a protein of 366 amino acids.